Molecule: messenger RNA, 3925 nt
Organism: Cheilinus undulatus (humphead wrasse)
Lineage: Eukaryota; Metazoa; Chordata; Actinopteri; Labriformes; Labridae
Product: sex comb on midleg-like protein 2
Exons: 15
Coding region: 177-2279 (700 amino acids)
Biological process (GO): regulation of DNA-templated transcription
Cellular component (GO): nucleus
Molecular function (GO): protein binding
Source: RefSeq, a predicted model, not a curated record
AUUACAUGCGUGUAAGCAUACACUACAUUCGUGAAAAAAUGGCAGCUGACGAUUAGAGAAAAGUGUGUGGAUCUUCACUCGAAAAAAGACGGUACUUAUAAAAGGAACCCGGACAUCGAGGAAACGGUCACCAGUGGUCGUCGUCAUAGUAGUGUCACCAUUGGUCAUCAGGCACGAUGGGAAAGACUCCGAUAAAGGAUCAGAAAGAUGGUAAAAAAGAGAAACUGGGAAGGACAGUUCCACCAACAGGUACAACUCCUGCAGCAACAAAAGAUGCUUUCAGCUGGGAGGAAUAUCUGAAAGAAACGUCAGCCAUACCGGCUCCACCAAGCUGUUUCCGUCAGGCCAGAGUUCCUCCCUCCAAUGACUUCAAGGUGGGAAUGAAGCUUGAAGCUCAUGACCCGCGAAAUUCCACCUCCGUCUGCAUUGCCACAGUGAUGGGUUUAACCGGAGUGCGUCUGCGUCUCCGUCUGGAUGGAAGUGAUAACAGCAAUGACUUCUGGAGGCUGGUUGACUCGUCUGAUAUCCAGCCCAUUGGCACCUGUGAGAAGAACGGAGACAUGCUGCAGCCGCCGCUGGGAUUUCGGAUGAAUGCCUCCUCAUGGCCCAUGUUUCUGUUGAGAACAUUAAAUGGAGCAGAGAUGGCACCAGGGACCGCCUUUAAAAAGGAACCUCUGAGGCCCACACAGAACUUUUUCAAGCCAGGCAUGAAGCUGGAGGCUGUGGACAAGAAGAACCCGUACCUGAUCUGUCCGGCCACCAUUGGAGAAGUGAAGGGCGACGAGGUCUUUAUCAUGUUUGAUGGAUGGCGGGGGGCCUUUGAUUACUGGUGCAAGUACGACUCCAGGGACAUCUUCCCUGUGGGCUGGUGCUCCCUCACCAAACACAGCCUGCAGCCUCCUGGCAACAGUGUUACGCUGCCAAAGAAUCUACAGAUCCUCCCAGCAUCCCCCUCCAAGCCCAACAGGCGCUCCAUGCAGUCCCCCUACAGACUCCCCAACCCUCUGCCGCCCCUGCCUGUCAGAAAGGGGGUGAGAGGCCGUCGGCCAAAGAGUGAGACCAUCGCUCUGCUCAAAGCUGUGGCCGAGGCCGCUGCUGCCCAGAAUGGGACUGUUCCUGAAAACACACAGUUGGUCCCCCGGACCCACAAGAAGAGAGGGCCCAAACCUGGGAGCAAGAGAAAGCCCAAGAUCCUCCCGGGCCCAGCGCAGCUGACCAGCAUCCAGGUCCCUCAAGAAAGCCCCUCCAGCCACAACUCUGUGGUUUCAACAGUUUGUGUGUAUGUGAACAAGCAUGGGAACUGCGGUCCCCACCUGGACCGGAAGCAGAUGCAGCGUCUGCCAGACCACUUUGGCCCAGGUCCAGUGAAUGCCGUGCUCCAGCAGGUGGUGCAGUCGUGUAUAGACUGCGCAUACCAGCCAAAAGUCCUUCUCAGCGCUCUGCAGACCCACUCAGGAGGAGGAGAGGUGGUCAGAGUGAGGACAGAUGGUGGAGUCCGCAUGGUCAAACUCCCAUCAGCCUCCAGUGCUUCCUUCGUGCUGCGGUUCUUGGAGACGAUGUGUCGUCAUCUGCAGUGUGACAACUUGUUCAGCAGCCAGCCGUUCAGCCACUACACCGCGUACGACAGGACCAAGUCUGUGAAAGAAGAGGCGUUGGAUGCUCCGUCUCUGGCUCGUGGAAGUAAACGGAGUCUGUCUGGUGUCUCCCCACCUUACGCAGCCCCUCUGUCACCUAAACAUCUACGUACUGAAGCUCAUCCUUCAGAAGCAGAGACUCUGCCUCAUGAAGAGAAUGGUCACAUAAAAGAGCAGCGUUACAUGGACUCCGCCUCCAACUCCAUGACCCCCCGGCCACAAACAGCUCGCAGCUCCUCAGAGUACCACUCUCAGGCCAGCAGCCUCUACCACACUGGCAACGCCACAUCCAUGCGCCGCCUCUCCUCCAACCCCGGAGAGCUGAGCUCCACACCGCCUCUCAGACGAGCAGAAGCAGCCAGCUCCACCACCGGUCCUGAGGCUUUGGGGUCUGAGCGGGAGAGUCUGCAGCUACCCAGUAAGAACCCGUCGUCCUGGUCCAUCGAGGAGGUGAUGCAGUUUGUGAGGGAUGCUGACCCAACAGCAUUAGCUCCACACGCUGAACUGUUCAGAAAACAUGAGAUCGAUGGGAAAGCUCUGAUGCUGCUGCGGAGCGACAUGAUCAUGAAGUACAUGGGUCUGAAACUGGGGCCAGCACUGAAGCUCUGCCAUCACAUAGAUCGACUUAAACAAGGCAAACUGUAAGAGCAGCCCGUGUGUUCCUGUCCCGUUCAGACCCAUGAGCAAUAAACCUCGACAGAGCCGGACUCAUGGGGCCACAGGGGCCACAUGUUAACUCUGACUGAUGUUACAACUUCCUCCUGACUUCCAGAGCGGAGAAAGUGUGCCGUGCAGUGCUGACACAUUACCUCAUCCCCUCAUCAGUGAAACACUCUCUGAAAUCCCAAAGGAAAGAAUCCCUGCAGUGUUUACAUUGCAUAGCACACGUGGACACGCUUUUUUUUUUACGGAGAUGAAAUCUUGAUCCUGGUUUUGGAUCCCCCAAAGAUGGAGAAUGUUUCUUCUUAUAUAAUGUUUUUAUUAUUGUCCAAUUUCCACUUAUCAAGGAAUGGUUGGUAUACUGAAAAAGACAAAUCCGUCAGAUGUUCUUCCCCAAGAGAAUCUGGAUGCUCUCUCUGUUUAGCUGUUUUCACUCUUCAAGCACGCCUCAAGUGUGGGUGCAUCCGACAGACGCUUUCAUUCGCUUGAAUCAUGACAUUUUAACUGAAGCUCACAUUCUCCACCAGUGUCCUGCAGGAUCAUGCUCUGCUGUGUGGCACGUUGUUUUAGUACUGUGUCUUAGUGGACGCUCCGUUGCCUCCCACCAGCCCACACACGGCUCUCAUCAUACUCCCAAGUUCCAGGCUCGUCCAUUUCAACAGACAGAUUGUUAAAGACAUGCAAACAGACAUUUCUAAGGGCUUUCUUUGUUUGGGUUUCACGUAAUAUUUUUAAUCAUGUAAGGGCCUGUAUCCACAGAGCGCUUUUUUUCAGGUAUGCAGAGCAUCUGCAGUAAGAGUAAUUUGGUUUGUUUCUAAGAUAGGGUUUGGCUGCGGUAUGCUUUCAGUUGUACAGCAGAUUUGUUGUAGUAUCUUUUUGUCAGAGGCUGUUUUCCCUGUGAGCAUGAACACAAAGAUGCAGCCUGUUGUGCUUUUCAGGUUUCCUGAUGACUAAAAGCAUUCACAGCUGUAGAGCUAGAGAAGGUGUCCAUGAAAAGUUCAAGAAUAUUGCCAAUUCAUCCCAUAGCUCCAUUCAUGCUCAUAUCUUUUUUACUAAGAAAACUUUAAUCAUGCAUCUACUUUCUGCAGCUUCAUCAGGAACCAUUUAACAAUGGCAGCAGACUAGGCAAGUCCCAGACAUCCCUCUCCCUGGGGAAGUGCUCUCAUGCCAUCUCCCUCUGGAUGUCCAAACACCUCCCCCUAUCUCUUGGGCUGAACCCAGAUACCCUUGAGAGGAAACUUACUUCGACCAUUAUCCAUGGCCAUUACCUAAAGGUCAUGACCAUCAGUGAGGAAUGUAGAUUGACUAGUAAACUGAAAGCUUUGCUUUUUGGCUGAGCUCCCUCUUCCCCACGACAUUCCAGCACUCCAGUCCGUCUGUCAGUCCCCUACUCCAUUUUACCGUCUUUCUUUCAUUUAAGGUGGAAAGUAUUUUUUCAGAAAAAUUAAAAUAUUUGAUUAAAUUUAGAUCGAGUAAAGUGUAUUUCUCACAUUUCAAGUCAAAAACAUCUCAUCACACUUGGCUGAAAAAGUCCAGGUAAACAUCAGUGUUUCCCACACAAUUACUAUAAUUGGGUGAGCCACCAAAGUGUAUUUGCUGAUCUUUUUUUUUUUUUUUUUUAACACUGAAAA